CAAUGCAAGCGCUGAGGGAGAGCUUCACCGCAUCAUCGAAUUCCAUAGGCUGGAUUGGCCCCGACCCCUGCGAGUGGAUCGGCGUGGAAUGCAACGACGACGGCCGAGUCGUCUCGAUCACAAUCAAGCACCGCAAGCUCAAAGCCUCCCUCCCGCAGAGCCUCGCCAACCUCACCGCCUUGAAACAGCUCGAUCUCACAGACAACGAUCUCACCGGCGAGCUGCCCAGGCUUCCCGGAAUGAGCUCGCUCCGGCAUCUUUUUCUCUGCCAGAACGGCUUCUCCUCCGUUCCCUCUGACUUCUUUCAAAACCUGACGUCCCUCGAAAGAGUCAGCCUCGACCGCAACCCCCUCUCCGCCUGGUCCUUGCCGAACAGCCUCCGCAGCGCUAGAAACCUUGUCUCCUUCACCGCCUACUCUGCUAAUCUCAACGGAAAAAUCCCAGGUUUCAUCGGCAAGUUUCGGAAGCUGAAGAAUCUUAGCCUGGAGGACAACUACCUCGAGGGCGAACUCCCGGCGAGCUUCGCAAACUCAACAAUUCGGUCUCUGCGGCUGAAUGAUCAGCGUAGUAAGUCCAAGCUCAACGGUUCGCUCGCCGUCUUACGGACCAUGACCAUUUGUCGGAAGCUCAGGUUAGACGGCAACUCCUUCUCCGGCCCCUUGCCGAACUUCUCCAGGCUGAAAAGUUUACAGCAUUUGAACGUGAGAGACAACUUCAUUACAGGUCCAGUCCCACCUUCGCUCCAGAAACUUCGAUCGCUGAAAACUGUGAAUUUAUCAAACAAUCUAUUGCAAGGCCCGACGCCAUAUUUCGACCCUGCUUCAGUCGCAGUCGAUUUGCUCCCUGAUUCCAACAGUUUCUGCUCGCCUACUCCCGGAGUCUCUUGCCUUCCCAUGGUGGAUACGCUGCUCGCCAUUGCCAAAUCGUUUGGUUAUCCUAAAAUUCUUGCGGAGAAAUGGAAACGGGGCAAUCCUUGCGAUUCUUGGAUUGGGAUUACUUGCGUGGAUGGAAGCAUCAGUGUCAUCAAUUUCCAGCAAGAUGGACUCAGUGGCGUCAUCUCCGCCAACUUCUCGUCCAUCACUUCUCUCCAAACACUAAUUCUCGCCGGAAAUAAUCUCACCGGCACGAUCCCGAUUGAGCUCAGAACUUUGCCUAACCUCAAAGUUUUAGACGUCUCGCACAAUCAUCUUCACGGCAAAAUUCCUCCAUUUGACCACUAUGUCCUUGUGAUAACCGAUGGCAAUCCUGAUCUAAGUCCUCCCCUUCCAGCUCCAAAUCGGGGAAAAAUUGGAGUCGAGAUUGGGUUGAUAGCUAGUGGCGUUGCUAUAAUUCUAUUAACAGGCCUUGCAGCGUUGUGCUAUUGCAGCGGCAAAAAAGGCGGGAAAAAGUCGUGCCAUCUUGAUUUGAUUGAAGGAGGAAGAAUGGAAAUCUCCCUGAAAGCUCUGAACAGAGCGACGAAUAAUUUCAGCGCAGAGAACAUACUGGGAAGAGGCGGGUUUGGGACAGUUUACAGAGGCAUCUUGAAUGAUGGGAGCAAGAUCGCAGUUAAAAAAAUGGAUUCUCUGGUUUUGGUGGUGAGUAAGAGCAAGAGGGGAUUGGAUGAAUUCAAGUCUGAGAUCGACGUUCUCACGAAAGUUCGACACAGGCAUUUGGUUUCUCUGUUAGGAUACUGCUUGGACAGGAAGGAGAGAGCUCUGGUUUACGAGUUCAUGGAGCAGGGGAGUCUCAGUCGGCAUCUGUUCAACUGGAAGGUGGAUGGGCUAAAGCCGCUUGAAUGGUCGAAGAGGCUAACGAUUGCCCUGGAUGUGGCCAGAGGUAUCGAGUAUUUACAUGGCUUUGCACAUCGGAGCUUCGUUCACAGAGAUUUGAAGCCGUCGAAUAUUCUCCUAGGAGAUGAUUUCAGGGCCAAGGUCGCCGAUUUCGGACUUGUUCGUCUUGCACCAGACGGGAAAUCUUCUGUUAUUACCAGAGUGGCCGGAACCUUCGGAUAUAUUGAUCCCGAAUAUGCAGUGACAGGUCGUGUGACGACGAAGAUCGACGUGUUCAGCUUCGGAGUGAUUCUCAUGGAGUUGAUCACCGGAAGAAGAGCGGUCGACGAGAGCCGGCGGGUGGAUAGCGGUCAUCUGGUGACGUGGUUCCGGGGCCGUCAUCUCGAAAGGGGAACAUUCCACGAGGCAAUCGAUUCGGCGAUCGUGCUCGAUGAAGAAACCCUAGCCAGCAUAAGAAUCGUCGCGGAGUUGGCCAGCCAUUGUUGUGCGCCCAAGUCUGCCCAGAGGCCCGACAUUGGGCACGCGGUGAAUGUGUUAUCGGCACUCGUCGAGCUAUGGCGACCGGCGGCCGAAUUCGCAUCCUCUGCGGUGGGUGAAGAGAAGGGCGAGGCUCUUCCGGACGAUGAGUGGCAGCGGUUUAUCGACAAGAUCAGAGCUCAGCUCAGCAGUUACGGUUCCCCCCCGUCAGGGGAAACUUUAUAAAUAAUAAUAAUAAAUAUAAGAAAAUACAGUUAUAACUUAAUACUCUUUUAAUUUUUUGAUAGAAUUUUUUCUUUUUAUUGUAGCACCAAACCAAAUUGAUUUCCUUUCUUCCUGGAAUCUCAUGCCAUAUGCAAUGAACUCAAACCCAA
Diospyros lotus (date-plum) is the source of this 2620-nucleotide messenger RNA. RefSeq names its product receptor protein kinase TMK1-like. The record is from RefSeq and is a predicted model, not a curated record. NCBI's taxonomy places the organism in Eukaryota, Viridiplantae, Streptophyta, Magnoliopsida, Ericales, Ebenaceae. Gene Ontology annotation, molecular function: protein binding; ATP binding; protein kinase activity. Gene Ontology annotation, biological process: protein phosphorylation.